GCCCUCUGAUUAUCAAAUUAAAAAAUCCUUUUUUGAAAUGCUUAAAUUUCACACAUUCCUCCUUUCUUCUUCUUCUUCUCUUCUUUAAGAUACCCUUAUAUUUAUACAUAUACUUUAUCUAUCUUAUAUAUAUUCUCAUAUAUUAAGACAAAACACUUAUCAAGUAGAUACGAAAAAAUAUGACUUCCGAUUUGAAUCAACAAUUAGGUAAUCUUAGUGUCCAAGAUGGUCCAUCAUCCCAGGGUGGGAAUGGAAGAUCUCAGUACGUUCCUCCUCACUUACGCAACGGUGGUUCUGAAGAUGCUGGUGCCGAUACUGGUUACGGUGGAGGUUAUCGUCGUUCCAACAAUGGAUUUGGUGGUAACAAUAAUAAUUACAAUAAUAAUAAUAGAAGAGGUCCAUCCAAUGGCUUUGGUGGUAGUUACAAUAAUGGUGGCUACUCUGGUCGUGGUGGUUCUUCAAGAGGUGGAGCCCGUGGUGGUUCCUUCUCCAGAGGUGGUGGUUUUGGUGGUUCAAGAUACCAAAGACCAGGUAUUGGUAGAUGGGUUGAUGGUAAACAUGAACCUGCUGCUAAAAGUGAAAGUUUAGAAUUAGAAUUAUUCGGUACUCCUGAAGAUGUUGGUGCUCAAUCUUCUGGGAUUAAUUUCGAUAAUUAUGAUGAAAUUCCAGUUGAAGCUAGUGGUGAAGGAGUUCCAGAACCAAUUUCUGCUUUUACUGCUCCUCCUUUAGAUGCUUUAUUAGUGGAAAAUAUUACUUUAUCAAGAUUCACUAAACCAACUCCAGUUCAAAAAUAUUCCGUUCCAAUCGUGGCUGGUGGUAGAGAUUUAAUGGCUUGUGCUCAAACUGGUUCCGGUAAAACUGGUGGGUUCUUAUUCCCAGUCUUAUCUGAAUCUUAUAUGAAUGGUCCUGCUCCAAUUCCAGAAUCUUCAGGUGCUUUCUCAUCAAAUAAAGCUUAUCCAACUAUUUUAGUUAUGGCUCCAACUAGAGAAUUAGUUUCUCAAAUUUAUGAUGAAGCAAGAAAAUUCAGUUAUAGAUCUUGGGUUAAACCAUGUGUUUGUUAUGGUGGGGCUGAUAUUGGUCAACAAAUUAGAAACUUGGAUAAAGGUUGUGAUUUAUUAGUUGCAACUCCAGGUCGUCUUAAGGAUUUAUUAGAAAGAGGUAGAGUUUCAUUAGCCAAUAUUAAAUAUCUUGUUUUGGAUGAAGCCGAUAGAAUGUUAGAUAUGGGUUUUGAACCUCAAAUCAGACAAAUUGUUCAAGAUUGUGAUAUGCCAGGUGUUAAUGAUAGACAAACUUUAAUGUUUUCUGCUACUUUCCCAAGAGAUAUUCAAAUGUUAGCAAGAGAUUUCCUUAAAGAUUAUAUUUUCUUAUCAGUUGGUAGAGUUGGUUCUACUUCCGAAAAUAUUACUCAAAAAAUCUUAUAUGUUGAAGAUGAAGAAAAAAAAUCAGUAUUAUUAGAUUUAUUAACUGCUGGUGAUCAUGGUUUAACCAUUAUUUUCACUGAAACUAAAAGAAUGGCUGAUAAUUUAGCUGAUUUCUUAUAUGAUCAAGGUUUCCCUGCCACUGCCAUUCAUGGUGAUAGAUCUCAAUAUGAAAGAGAAAAAGCUUUAGCUGCUUUUAAAAGUGGUACUGCUCCAAUCUUAGUCGCUACUGCUGUCGCUGCUAGAGGGUUAGAUAUUCCAAAUGUCGCCCAUGUUAUUAAUUUCGAUUUACCAAGUGAUAUCGAUGAUUAUGUUCAUAGAAUUGGUCGUACUGGUCGUGCUGGUAAUGUUGGUAUUGCCACUGCUUUCUUUAACAGAAACAAUAAAAAUAUCGUUAAAGGUUUAGUUGAUUUAUUAUCUGAAGCUAAUCAAGAAGUUCCAGAUUUCUUAACUAAAAUCGCCAGAGAAGGUUCAUUUGGUAAAAUGGGUCCAUCAUCUCGUGGUCGUGGUGGAUCUUCAAGAGGUCCAUCUAGAGAUUUCAGAAGACAAGGUUCUUCCUCAUCAUCUGGUGGUUGGGGAUCAUCUCAAGGUGGUUCUUCUGCUGCUGGUGGUUGGGGUUCAUCCACUCAAGGUGGUUACUCUGCUGGUGGAAGCACUGGUGGUUAUAACAGUGGUGCUCCAGCUCAACGUGGUAACUAUAGUUCAUAUGAUAGUUCUUCAUAUGGUAAUCCUACCAGUAACAACUCUUGGUGGUAAGCACCAGAGAUUGUUUAUUUAGUUGAUGGGAUGACACACACUUGAAAAUUGCAUUAUAUUUUUAUAUUACUAUUAUUAUUUUUUUAUUAUUAUUAUUAUCAUUUUUUUAUUUAUUUUUGUUGCUACUACUAUUUUUAUUUAAAACUCCAUGUCUGGGUCUUAUAAAACAUCAAUCAAAGAAAAGGGAAAAAG
Molecule: messenger RNA, 2366 nt
Organism: Scheffersomyces coipomensis
Lineage: Eukaryota; Fungi; Ascomycota; Pichiomycetes; Serinales; Debaryomycetaceae
Gene: DED1
Product: DEAD-box ATP-dependent RNA helicase
Exons: 1
Coding region: 180-2174 (664 amino acids)
Cellular component (GO): nucleus
Molecular function (GO): RNA helicase activity; RNA binding; ATP binding
Source: RefSeq, a predicted model, not a curated record